AGUGGGACAACGAUGCCAAGCAAAUCAAACAAACGCACAAGGAUACAUUGGCCGUAGAAGGAAAAAAAAAAAUAGAAAAGAAAAGGGUAAAAAGGGAAAUGAAAUAAAGGUCCAUUUGAUAAACUACUUACGUCCGCUAACGAGUAAAAAGAUUGUAUGCAAUAAGGGCAGAUCGUAUAAAAUGCUCAGCUUGGUUUGUCCGGAGAGAAAACAUAGCAAUCUCAAUUUCUCGCUCUCUCUUCGUGUAAUUUUUCUUUGCUCCUUUUUGAAAUUCAAAAUCAUUCAUUUCUGAGCGAAUGGCGGAUCAACUCACCGAUGACCAGAUCUCCGAGUUCAAAGAAGCCUUCAGCUUGUUCGACAAGGAUGGCGACGGUUGCAUCACCACCAAGGAACUUGGGACUGUGAUGAGAUCAUUGGGCCAGAACCCCACUGAGGCAGAGCUCCAGGACAUGAUUAACGAGGUGGAUGCUGAUGGUAACGGGACUAUUGAUUUCCCUGAGUUCCUUAAUCUUAUGGCCCGGAAGAUGAAGGAUACCGACUCUGAGGAGGAGCUUAAAGAAGCCUUCCGGGUAUUUGACAAGGAUCAGAAUGGUUUCAUUUCAGCUGCUGAGCUGCGCCACGUUAUGACUAACCUAGGGGAGAAGCUGACCGAUGAAGAAGUCGAUGAGAUGAUAAGGGAAGCUGAUGUAGAUGGCGAUGGCCAGAUAAAUUAUGAGGAAUUUGUCAAGGUUAUGAUGGCUAAGUAAUGGCCCCACCCUCACCAAAAUUUCUUAAAGAAAAUCAUUUUAAAAAAAAAUUGGAAAAACGAAAACAGGGUUGACUAAUAUAAUGGGAUCCCUAGUUUGGUCUUCACCAUUUUUAAUUUGAUAGUUUCUCAAGUGAGCAGCGGUCUGUAAUGGUGGUGAAGGAAUUGUUGUUUACCCUUGUCCUGUCUUGUGACUUUUUCACAUAUCUUUUUAUCUGUUUUUAUAUAUUCUACUUUUUCAGUGAACCUAAGGUAGCUUUGAGAACAUUGUAUUCUGUUUUAAAAUUAGCUAUUACUUCUUGGUAUGUGCAUAUCCGAAUUAGAAUGUUCUACUGCCUUAUGAUAACUAUUAGAUUUUAGAUCUUGCUUUUGUUUUGUGUAUCUGUUUUUACGUGUGAAGUUUAUUCUGGGCCAAGAGGCAAUAUUACAAUUUCUGUUGUAUUGGAGUCUUAACUUAUUAUAUACUUUUCCAGCUGUUAGUUCA
Molecule: messenger RNA, 1229 nt
Organism: Mangifera indica (mango)
Lineage: Eukaryota; Viridiplantae; Streptophyta; Magnoliopsida; Sapindales; Anacardiaceae
Product: calmodulin-7
Exons: 2
Coding region: 297-746 (149 amino acids)
Molecular function (GO): enzyme regulator activity; calcium ion binding
Source: RefSeq, a predicted model, not a curated record